CCCGGCUGAAUGAGAUUGAAGAAGAGUUCUUGUUUUGUAUGGCAGUUUCUCUGCUUUUCAUACAGCUUUUUUUUGGGAAAAAAGGAAUUGAAGUCGUUUGAUAAGGAAUGCUUUAUCACGCGAUAUGAAGACUGCGGCGUAUCGGAGGGAAUAAAGUCACACACGGGACGGGAUCCGGAGCGGAAUAUCGGGGCUGAGCGGAGAUCUAUUUAUUUAAAUCAUUAGCGUGUGUGUGUGUGUGUGUGUGUGAGAGAGAGGAGAGAGCGAGGGCUGCCUGCCUGCCUGCUGGCGGAGUGAGGACCAGGGCUCCCCCACACUGCCAGUUGGAUGGUGUUCAAGACAGCAGUCGCUGUGAAGGCUGAGGGAGGUGUGGAAUUCGGGCAGAAGGGCUUGAUGAUGGAGCUACAGAGUCUACAGGAGGCUCUCAAAGUAGAGAUACAGAUUCAUCAGAAGCUAGUUGCACAGAUGAAGCAAGAUCCACAGAAUGCUGAGCUGAAGCUACAGCUGCAUGACCUUCAGGCCAAGAUCACGGUGCUGAGCGAGCGACAGAAAAAGGUGGUGGAGCAGUUGAGGAGAGAUCUGCUGGUGAAGCAGGAUUCGGCAGAGAUCAGGCUCCAGACACACACGCAGCUCCCUCUACAGGGUGACGGCAAAACUACCACGCUGAUCUCCAACCACUCCAACCAGAACCAGAGCUCUCUUCCUCCAGCUCACCUCAAUACUCCACAAAACUCAGUGAGUGUGACUCCAGUCAUUGCCACUAAGACUCUACCUCUGAUGCUGAGAGCUGCCACACCCACCACUCCCAUUGCCAUGAUGCCUACGCCCACCAUCGCCAUGGUUACCACCCUCACCAAUACGCCCCGCCCCAGCCUUCCAAACUCAGAUCCGCAGAAUUCCCCAGCGGGUCUUCAGACGGUCAGCAAGCCAGCCAGUCAGGGACCGGAGCCUGUGCGGAUUGUUCCCAAAAACACAAUUGUUGUGAUGCCCAAAACAUCUGUGGCUCCGGCAGCACUGCAGCCCAUCCUGGCCUCCUCUCAGCAGCCUGUCCUCCUUACUGCCAAGCUCAGCCCCGCUCUCCUGCCAUCAACAGGCCCAGUGCACCAACUCCACAUUUUUAAUCCUCAACCUGGCACUGGCACCGCCCCUCCCGGAACCGCUAAUGCCACCCAGCCAUGCCCCGGCAGUGCCCAGCCCGGCUUUAACAUAAUCCAGCCUUGCCCCAGCAUCACCAUGACACUCAGCACCAACAUCAGUCAGUUGAGUACAAGCAGCACAAAGCACAGCGCGCAGCUUCCCAGCAUCCUCAUCUCGCCCCAGCCUAGCAAACCACCCGCUGUGUCGUCUGCCCCAGCUAACGUCGACUCUGCAAAUACAGGCACACCUCACACAGCACGGAGCAGCGAGUCCUGCCCCGUUACCCCCACACCUGAUGCAGCGGACAGAGCGGAGCCAAAGACAUCAUCCAGCAACCCCGCACCAUGCCCCGUUCCACUGAAAUCACCUGUCGCUGCUUCCACAACCUCCCGCACACACACCCGCAUACACACUAACACACCUGUGACUUCACACACCCUCACACCCAAAAGUCAGGAUAAUCCACUGAAACUGGCCUUCAUGCUGUCUCUGGGGCUCGUAACACAUGACUAUCUGGAGGAGAUCCAGAGCAAACGUCAAGAAAGAAAGAGACGAACAACAGCGAAUCCGGUGUAUAGUGGGGCAGUGUUUGAGCCAGAGCGUAAGAAAAGCACAGUGUCUUACCUGAAUUCUGCAAAUCAAGAGUACAGCAAGAGAGCCAACGAGGACAGCUCAUCAGAGAUUUCGAAGAAGGAUGAAGUUAUAGAGUGGCCUGGAACUCUUGCCAUAGUCCAUUCCUACAUUUCUUACAAAGCAGAAAGAGAACAGGAGAAGCAAAGGCUGGAGAAGUGGAGCUCUGAACUACAGCAGGAGAGAGAAGAGCUCGAGCUCAAAGCUAAACAGCUCAGCGACUCCAUCACGAUAUGUACAGAGAGUAGGACUGGUGUUCUGGCUCGACAGAAAGAAAUGGAGGCCUCAAUAGAGAAGGUUAAGGAUCUGGUGCGUCUUAUUCGGGGCAUCCAAUUGCCCCCUCUGCCCCAGUUCUUGGCCAUGGGUAUUACCAAUGGAAAUCCAAGCACUAUUAUGAUCCAACAACCCAUCCCCAUCCCCAGCUUGGAAGAAAACCAACAUCCAAACCGAAAGAACAGCACAAGCUUUGAUAGUGUCUCUGACGUAGGCAACACCUUCACCGUCAACCAACACAACGAUCCCACAAACACCAACAGCAGCAUCCCGAGCGCUCCGAAAACCGAGGACGCCGGCGAAACCAAGAACGCUUCCAUCAUUCGUCACGGCCCCAUUACAAACGCCUGUCCAGCUCUCAGCAAUACACACAGCCAGAACACCAUGUGUGCCAGCUCGAACGGGACUCUGGAGCCUGAGGAGGGACACGAGGAACGCAAAAACCAAAACAUCACCAGUGAGAAAGGCUGCACGGGAGACAUCAAUAAAAACAGCAUCAGGGACCUCAGAGGAAGUGCGGAGCCUCAGUUGCCUACAGUAAUGCCCAUGGCAGAGGUAGUACAAGGUAUAGAAUAGUAUCGACAUCAAAGCGUGCACCCCGUUCUGCCCCCGUACACCCCAUAGACCUCCGAUCUGAAAGUGUCCUAAGUUGCCAUUUACUGUUUCCGUUCCUGUGUUGUCUUGUCUGUAAGAAUCCACAGUGCCAUUUUCAAUGAGCAGGAUUAAAAGUUCUGAAGUACCAGCACCUGAAAAAUCUAACACAAAUAAUAAUCAAUAAUAAUAAUAUAAAGAAAUAAAACUUAAGAGUUAUCAGAGUUUAAGAUAUCACACCAAUGUGUGCCUGCUAUAGUUGCCAUUGCACCUCUUGGAUGGAAAGCAUACAGAACAACUGAGCAAAUGCUUUUUCCUGCUGUUAAAUCAUGUUGGGACAGAAGUAGGCAUGUGCCGAUAAGACAUAGAGGUUAUACUGAAUCUACAGCAUAAGGAUAAGAUGAAGUCAGAUUCCUUACUUUGUCCAAUUUUAAGGGCAUUAAUGAAUAAUAGUUAUCGAUUGAUAAACAUAUUUUAUUCUCAGUUUAAGUUUUAUUUAAUCAACCCUAGUGGAACAAUCCCAUCAUAUUAGUUACAUAAGACGAAUUAACGUUAAACAAAGGUGAAUAAAUAAAUAACAAUCUGGUAGCUAAAAACGCCAUGCAGUAUAUUGUGUACUGCCUUAACUGCAUGUGUGCCGUCUUGUGGUGUAGAAGUUAACAGAUACUUGAGCUACAGAGAAAUAUUAUGCACAACAUCCGUUAUUAGUCCCUUAAGCAAUAUCACACUCAGGAUCGUGCUGUACUAAAUAUCAGCACAGCUGUCGUAUCAAGAUACCGUGCUGAUAUUCAGUACAACAAAUCGACCUUGAGUGCAAUAUUGCUUUUAUACAACAGGUCCACGAACACCUUUUAUUAUUAACAGAUGGUGCCAGUUAUUUUCCUACCCCGACAUACAUCCUUGUGGAUGGUAGAACUAUAUAAAAAUGCGACAGAUGCAGUUAGCGACCGCCAGUUAGUGUAAUUAGCAGAGAUGAAAGUAGUUUUAAAUUUCUAACAGUCCUGAGAAACGUACAAGAUUUACUUUUAUUUCCACUUUAGAAUAUCAGCUAACUUUUUCGGGGUUGAAUCCCAAAUAUGACUUAAGGGUAGUGCACUAUGUAGGGUGUACAAUCCCUUGGUCCACACACCAAGUAGUGCCCUUGGUCAGGGGUUGGAGAGGGAGCUGGGAUUCAGCCUUGUGUUGGAAGCUUUGUAGCUCAUGUUAUCGGGGAACAAAACAAGACGGACGGUUCAGAGGUGAUUCGGAAUGACAUACAAGCUAUUACUAAGGAGACAGCAAGUUGUUUAAGAUGACAUAACACACAUGUGAGGCGGAGUGGUACAUAUAGUUGAACGCCGCAGUGCUGUUAUGCUCUAUAUCGUCACUCAUAGAAUGCCAAAUUACUAAUAAAUUUUUAUUCAGUUAAAUCAUUAACAACAACUAAUCAAUUAACGCUUCAUUAUUAAAAUUCCCAGUAUAAAUCUAGUUUUGUUUUUAGCUUGUUUCUUCAUUUGUUCAUUCUUCUUAUAUAAGUUUUACACAAAAAUGUAAAAAGUCAUAAGGUUGCCAGACUGUCGUAACAUGGUAAUUAUCGGUACAUGUCUACUUCCGGUCCUGUUGCUGUUAUAAAGGAGUAAUAAUGCUGUAAGAGCGACAGAAUCAGUCCAGUACAGGUGUAGGGCGUUUCCCCUCUCUGGGCUCCAAAGCAGAACAGCUGAGAGAAAGACAUGAAUCAUAAUUCAUAAGCAGGUCUUCCAGGUGUUUCAAAAAGCUACACACCUAUUAGAUGUGUCUGUUCUAUUUAUAACGUCCAUGUGCAGCAAUUCUGUAAGUAUAUUUUUAAACCGUUGUCUUUUCAAAUAAAUUCCUCAGCUCUGUUUUUGCCAAAUAUUGUUUGCCACAGGGACAUGUAUUUUUACUUUAUGGUGAUUAAAUAGAUGUAUGAAUAAUAGCGUUGUAUUUGUGUAGCAUCAGUAUUGAGGACUCUGAAUAAAACACAGACACAGCCUUUACUAGUGAUGAAAAUGAUUGAUUGUUAAGGCAGUUAAUGAGUGUGGUGUUGGAUCUCAAACACAACCUUUACAUCAGAAGGUUUCAGGUGGAACGUUCCAUGUCUCUCCCCUUUUUAAAAUCCGAUAAUAAAAAGCGAAUCUCCUAGUUGAAACGACGAAAAUCAAUGACACCAUGAUUAGUCUCUUUCUCUCUCUCUCUCUCUCUCUCUCUCUCUCUCUCUAGUGUACAUGGUUUAUGCACAUUUUAUCAUAAGAAACGUUUUAUUCAUGAAAUGAUGCUUAUGUAGCAUUACACAAGGGCUUUCUAUUUUGUAUUGUUUUAUUAGCUGAAGUGUUAGCCUUCCACAUGGCAGCACUGUUAAGACGACUCGGAGCGAAAAGCACAGGAAUGCAAAGUUUAGCUCGAAACCCAACAGCACAGGAACGUCAGCGGACCCAACACCGCUCCAUUACACAUCUGCCAUUAUAUCACGUUGAAAAGCGAACGAUCGAAGACAUGCUGCAUUUGUAUCAUAUCUCUGAAAGUCUCCAGAUGUGCGUGUCAGACCGUUAUAACUAGAUUUAGUGUUUUAUACGGGGGUAGGGCGACUUUUAUGAAACUGUAUGUUAAUAAUGAAGCACAACAGAUCAUGCAGAGAUGCAAAUUACAAAUCUAAAUGUGAUGCAGGUCUGUGUAAAUAGAAGUAGUACUGGUUGUGUCCUUGUAUUAGCUUGCGUGCGUGUGUGUGUGUGUGCAUUUCACUACUCAGGCAAUCAACGCGUCCAGCCUGCAGUAGAGUUUUAAAGCGGUUGCCUUAACAUGCUCUGGUUUUCUUGGUUAGCACGAUGUUCCAGCUGGAGGUGCGUUUUCGUCAGUGUGAUCCGACAAAGCAAUGCGCGUUUCCCUCCAGGAGUCGUUACUGCUUUCUGUUGCACCGGAUCAGAUUCGAGUUGUGUAUCUUAUGCUUAUUUUUUUGGGCCAGUGCCUGAUUUGAGUUUUGUUUACAGAACCUACUUGGAAUUACAAUGUUCUUGCACUUUCAGUUAUUAUAAUUUUUUUAUUUUUCUUAAAUUAUUUUUCCUAGAGUGCUUUUUGCAUCCGUUCCAUUUUCCAGUUUAGUUGUCUCGAUUUAACGCAGCCGAGCUUAAUUUCCGAAUUGUCUCACAAUACCGCUUAGCAGCGGACUAAUUAAUUUUAAUCUUGAUAAGCCCAGUGGGAGGAAGAACAUUUUCUCGAUGAAUAAAUGAUUGCUUGCAGGUGACGUUUACACAGACGUGUGUGUGUGUGUGUGUGUGUGUGUAUGUGUGGGACUUAAUGGACAGCUUUAAGCCCUGUAAAAUUAACCAGGAAAAAAUUUUAAUUACAAAUAAAUCCAUAACUGUGGUUAACUCUCACUACAGUUGCGAGAUCUCAGUUGUGAACAUUGAUGUGCAUUUUUCUACACCGGAAUUUUCUUUUUUUUAAGACAAUGAAAUGUCUGAUAUAAAAGUGUGUAAGGGAUUUCCCGUUAAAUUGGAUAUUUAUACACAAAGUCGUCCUCAGCCCGUUGCUUGGCGAGGAAAUGUCAGGAUUUGCUGAUGAUAAGACUGACCAUUUGUGUUUGGAUGUUUAAAGCCGUAGUGUCCGAAAGUGUGGAAAGUCUCUGCAUAUACUGUACGUUACAUACACUAGAGAAUAAGUGUUUGUGUCAUUUUAUUGGUCCAUAAAGUGUUUUAAAAAAAAAAAGAAAAACUUUUUAUAUAUCUAUAUUAAAAAAAUGUGAAACUACUGGAAAGUCCGAGACCGAGGCAUCACGUUACAGUCCGCUCAGUCAUCGUUAGGCUGCUGGUGCGGAGUGUCACGGUCCCCAUUCCUGUUCUCCCUCGACACGAACUCGCGCGCCUUCCUUUCACCAUUACCUCAUUCAAGGGCCUCUGACCUGUUCAAUUCAGGAAGGCAAUCAACUAAGGAGUAUUGCACAAACACAACAAAUUCACAGUGGUACACCCCUCGUGCCAAAUUCUAAAGUGUUCAGUAUGCGAAUUUACAUCGUUCUCUUGGAAAGAAGUGUUGAAUAUUUUUUCAUAAUGGUUUUAAGUAUGAUGUGAUGAAUUACUUUUUUACAGUUUCUAUGUUUAUCUGGUCUUUGUUGGUCUUUGUUGUUUGGUGCUGCCUGAUGUUGGUUUGUUUGUUUCAUUCAUAGACUUCAUCGUUUUCUUCGUGUAAGUUAUUUAAUGCACAUUUACAGUACACAUCUUUCUUCAUGUUGAAGGGGAUGGGCAUUUUAGAAGCAUUUGAUCAAUUUGUAUUUAUUAAUUUUUACCAUUUUUGCUAAU
Messenger RNA from Clarias gariepinus (North African catfish), 6920 nucleotides. It is a transcript of the gene phf21aa, whose product is annotated as PHD finger protein 21Aa. Gene Ontology annotation, molecular function: chromatin binding. Gene Ontology annotation, cellular component: histone deacetylase complex. The transcript has 16 exons. Lineage: Eukaryota; Metazoa; Chordata; Actinopteri; Siluriformes; Clariidae. Gene Ontology annotation, biological process: negative regulation of transcription by RNA polymerase II. The record is from RefSeq and is a predicted model, not a curated record. Bases 328 to 2616 code for a protein of 762 amino acids.